CCCGUUUCUCAUCACUGGCCUGGGGUUGGCUGAAUGAGCGUUCCCUAGAAUUAUGGUUGUAAAUAAUUAUUUAGCAACACUGAGUUUCUAGCAGUUCAAUGCUAACAACAAAAAAUCUUGAUUAAAAUUCCUUUAUUUUAUCAAAUAAUGAAAAAUGAUUGUGGUAGUAAGCCGGAAUUUAUUAAUUUGCGGUGUUAAUAUUAAGACGUAACAGUUAGACUUUGUUAAUUCCUGAACAUUUGAACAAUAUGUCUGAAGACUCGAAUUCCAUUUCGAACAACCUCUGUAUACCUGAGGAUGCAUUUGAACAAUUUCAAGCUGUUUCAAUGUAUCAGGAAGAGGAAUAUAUUACACUGCCUAUUCAAGCAUCAGUGCAACCUAAGGAACCUGAUCCCGGCGAGAAUGUUAUUCGUUGCGACACUGUGAGUACUAAAAAUGAAGUAAACAGUUCUGUCAACAACACUGAAAAUGUAGAAUCUUCAUUAGGUCAAGAGACAUUAGGUGUUUCUUCCUCGGAAAACUAUGAAAACAUCAGCGAUUUUGAUAAAAACAAAACCAACCUAAAUCUUACAAUUUCGCCGCGUAAACCACAAUCAGCAACCAGAAGAGGUAGGAAAAAGAAAGAAAAUACGGUAAAUAACAUCCCUGCCGGCUCCGGUAAUGUGAUCAUUCUCGGUACAAGAGAAAGUUGUGAAGAACAAUUAAAACCUAAAGAAGAAUCAGUUGUUGGCAGUAAUACUCCACCCCAAAAAAGAGGAAGAAAGUCUAUAUCACAAACCUCUGAAGGUAAUGAAUGUUCAGGAAUGGGUCAAGAGUGUUCAGUUAUUUCUAAACCUCCAUUAAGUUCUAACCUAGAUAACUCUGACUUACUUACUACUAUGGUUAAAAGAAAGCGAGGUCGGCCAAGAAAAACAUCCAUCACAAGUGAGGCCAUCGCUAUAACACCUCCUACUGACAAAAUUAGCAAUACAACACCAACUCGGAGGAAAGGUAGGCCAAGAAAAAACAAAAAUGAUUUAAGUCUUUCCAGCCUCACAAAUGACAAAAACAAUCAAUUAAGAGAUGCAAACAUUGAAAAUUUAAAUAGCUCACAAUCUUCUGACAUCAUACAAAAUGAACAAUCAGAUUUAACACAAACAGAUUUGGAGAAAAAUAUUUUUAACAAAACUGCUGAAUCAGGUAUAAAAAUUGAUAGUGACGAUUCUUCUAAUGACGAGCUUGAUAAUAUUUGUUUAAGUAAAUUAAAAACUCAUGAAAAAGUAACUCAGGAUGAACAUAUAAGUGAAAAUGCCAUGUGUGCUAAAACUGAAAAUACUGAUCUGUCUAACCUGUGUGGUAAAAUUAAAAAUAAUUUAAACAAAUUACAAGCUGAAGUAGAAAAACUUGAGACUGAUCUUAUUGAACCUUUGCCCAAUGAAGGUCAAGCAGUAAUUAAUUUGACAGCAAAUAAAGUUACUAAUAAUGAGAAGUCUCAGGAUUCUGAUAGUAAAGAUAUCAUAACUAUCAAUAAACCAGAUUUAAUUGAUCAGAAUUUGCUGCAUAACACUGAAAAUAAUAGCACAGUUAAACUCUCAGCUACGGAAGAUGUUGUAAUUCUUGAUACAGAAAGCAAUAAUGGUGAUGAUGUCCACCUGAAAAAACGGAAUAAUAAAAUGCCGGUAAUGGCUGACUUUGAAUAUAAUAUUGACAAAAUCAUGGACCUAGAAAAUAGAGCUGCUGAAGAAAAUACUGAAAAUUCUGAACUUGUGGAAGACACAUCUAAAAGACCUGUCCGCAGAAAAGUUCCUAAGUUACGUUAUGAUGAAGGCUCUGAUGAAGAUCCCUUUGCUAAUAUUGAGCUAUCUGAUGAUGAUGAACCACGGAGAAGGAAAGGUAACCGAUAUUACUCUGAUGAUGAAUAUGUACCUGGCAGAAGAGGAAAUAAAGAUAUUGAUUCAACUGACAGUGAAGCACAAGCACUAAUAGGUGAAACAGGGAAAAAACCAAAGAAGAAAAAGUUGCGUAAAAAGUCUGAAAAUCGGUCUCCAAGAAAAAAGGGAAAGCAGAAGCAAUUGAAUCAAGAUAAAGAAAGUGAUGUAGAAAUAUGUUUACCAGCUCCUACUUCGCAGUCAAGUGACAUUGAGAUAUGUUUGCCAAACCCAGCUAAUGAUGAAGAUCAAUCACAAACAUCAACACAAUCUAAAACUUGGGGAUGUAUUAACGAGUUUGAACAUUUUAUUGCCAAAAAAAUACAGGGUACUAAUAUACAAAUAAAGAAAGUUUCUGCUGCAGAUUCAGGUGAGAAUAAGACCCUUGAAAUACCUACAAUCGAUCCAGACGCCAAGAAAAGUGUAGAAAUGUGGUCACAAACCAAUAAAACAGAGACUAAAUCUACCUUUGUGCAAACUAAAUCACCAUUUGAAAGCAAGAUGAAGAUAAAUGUUGAUUUAACAUCUGAGCAAUCGAAAAGUGCAUGUUCAUUCCUCAAUGGUAUUGUGAAAAUGACGUCUGAGUUAGGGUCAUUAAUGAUAGAAAAAUCUGAAGAUUUUAUGAAAAAGAAAAUUAAUACCACCCAUGUUACCGACACCAUGAAAAUGGAUUACUGUGUACGAAAGUCGUUCUUAUUAUUUAAAUUAGCGAAACAUAAUCUUGAAAAGAUGGAAGAGGAUUUAGAAAUACAAUAUGAAAAAUUUUUAGAAACCCAUAACUUAACACAGUGUAGGGAAGUUGAGAAAGAAAUAGUACCCUCUUCGAAAAAAGAAAGUGAUAGUGACUGUGAAAUUGUGGACGAACCGACAGUAUCGACUCCUGUAAAUAAAUCCAAAGAAACACCGAAAUUUAAUCCCAAAACAGUGUUUCUCAACAAAGAACUUUCCAUUAAAAUUGCAAAAAAACCAACUGAAAAUAAAACUCUUAAUAUCAAAGGGCGUCAUGCAGUUUGGAUUAACGACACAGUAAUGGUAAAGAAAGUAAAGCCUACACAGUCUUUUUUAGCCCAGGACAGCCGAAAUAAAAAACCUCCUGAUAAUAAAAUUACCACAAAAAUGGUAAGUGAUUUUUUCAAGAAUUAUUCCCGUCAAAGAGCUAUUUCUAUUUGUGCUCCUUUUAUAACCACAACAUGGUUGAAUGUAACCCAAGAAUCUGUGUGUAAUUAUUUUGUUGUAAAACAAGGUCAAUGCAAUAAUGAUUACUCUGCAAAUGUUGGAAUUAGCCCAGAAAAUAAUGCCAGUACUUCACAAAUGAAUCAUGAUAUUAAGCAAAUACCUUACAUUGCUAAAGUAACAAGUCCUAAGACUCUUCUUCAAUUGUGUAUUUGGAUUGCAAAUAAUAAGAUAAAUGAUAAAACAGCUGUUACAGAAACUAGUCAACACAUGAAAAAUCAACUUACAGAUGGGAACAACCAACCAGAAACCUUAUUUCGGCUAUGUCUGAGGGUCCUGACUCAAAAAGCUGUUUACAUCAAGGAAAGAAGUGUGACACACUCAAAAAUCAUUAACUCGUGUACUGUACCAUUACUCAAAACUAUUUGCUACCAAAAAGUGGUAGCAUUCCUGCAUUAUGCAGCUAAGAGAAAUCCUAAGGAACAUCCAAAAUACGAGGAAACUAGAUACACUACAAAAGAGACCAAGAAUUUAAUUCCAACCUCUCUACCAGAACAAUUAUUCUCAUCAAAAGAGAAAAGUAUUGAAAUGAAGUCCCUAUUACCCAAUUGUAUUGAGGUUCAAUGCCCAGAAACUCUUUCGGAAUUGUGUAUUCAGAUUGCAAACAAUAAGAUAAAUGAUAAAACAGCUUUUAAAGAAACUAGUCAACACAUGAAGAAUGAAGGUACUAAUGUGAAAAACCAUCCAGAAACAUUAUUCCGACUAUGUCUGAGGGUCCUGACUAAUAGACCUGUUAACAUGAAAGAAAGAAGUGUAUCACACUCAAACCCAUGUCCAGUAUCAUCUGUACCAUUACUCAAAACUAUUUGCUACCAAAAAGUGGUAGCACUUCUGUGUCAUUCAGCUAAUAAACAUCAAAAACAUGAGGAAAUCAGAAAUGGACCAGAAGAGAGCAAUAACUUAAUUCCAACCUCUGUAUCAGAACAAUUAUUAUCAUCAAACAAGAUACCAAAAACAUUAUUCCAAAUGUGCCUCAGGGUAAUGACACAUAUAAUGGUUGACAACAAACAAACAACACACUCAGAAAUCAUUCAACAACAACUAUUUCAUGAAUCUCAUAAUAGUAAUAAUCUCUUCAAUCCACAAUCUCUUAAGUCUUAUGCCUUCGAGUAUGUGAAACAAUUAAUCUUUGAAGAUAUAAAUGUUUGCUCAUUUGUGACCAAUCCAGACCAGUCUGAUGUCGAAACAAUGAUUCAAGGUUUAACAAUAAAUAGUGUGAAUACCCUAUCGGAGGAAGCUUUCUUGAGUCUUGAACAGGCUCAGGCAGAUGACAUAGCACCGGAAUAUUUUGAAGAGUUAGAUGAAAAUAAUUAUGAUGAUGAUGACAAUUACUUGGAGGCUAUAUCUGAAGAAACAGAAUCUGAACCUAAUUGGGUAUCUCAAGUUCAGAUGCAAGAACUCAGAUCUUGUACUGUUAAUGGUGAUGAAAAUGAAGAAGGAAUGUUGCCACUUGUUGCUCAGAUCAAAAUUGAACCUAUGGAUGAAGAAUUAUCAUAUGAUGUUCAUCCGUUAAAUCAAGUAAAAAUAGAACCUAUACAUGCACCUAAUGAAAUGACAAUGAUACCUGAAGUAAAAAUAGAAUGUCUUGAUGACUUGAGUAAUGAUUCCAUUCCAAAAGUUAGCAAUAAGAGUUACGACGUAGAAGUGUUUGAAAAAUUUGUUUCUUCUAGCAAAAUUAUAUCUGGAUUAUGUGAUGUAAGUGAUGAUAUUUUCAGUCAAAGUGCAUUUAGAGAACACAGACGACAUGAACCUGAUUACGAAGAAGAUGACAUGAGCAUGAGUCUACUUGUACCGCAAACAUACGAACCAUUAACUAUAGAAACUGCUAAAGGAAGUUUAAUGCAGAGCAGCUCUGACGAAGAUGACAAUAAAAAUAAAAAGUUGGCUGGAAAGAAGAAAGCUGACAAAAAACAUAAGAGUAAACAGAAGAAACCUGAUCCGAAAGGUAACAAAGAAAUACCUACAGUUUCAACAAAAGAUCAAACCAGCACUAAUGAGGUUGCUUAUUUGACCAGAAGACUAAGAGAUAAAAUACAUCACGAAGAAAAAAAGGAUGAUUCACUGAAUUCCGAACUUGAAAAUACACCAGUACGGUUAAGAAAUAAGAAAGAACAGGAAAACACAAAACAAUCUCCGUGCAGUAAAGAGGAUGAGGUACAAUGCAACAUACCUAUAGUUUCAACGAAAGAUAAACCAGGCACCAACGAGGUUACUCAUACCACCAGACGACUAAGAGAUAAAAUAAAUCAUGAAGAAAAAGAGGGCGAUACAACGGACCCUGAACCUGAAGAUAUACCUGUACAGUCAAGAAAUAAAAAAGAACAAGAAAAGACUAAACUAUCUCAAUCCAGUAAAGAGGAUGAGAUACAAUGCAACAAUGUGGAUUCAACUGAUCAAGUUGCUGAAAAUGCUUCUAGUUUUAUUGGUUUUUCAGAUAUUGACCAGAAAGAAAUAUCCAUAAUUCAUAAUAAAUAUAUGAAAUUUGUGCAUGGUAAAAUUUUACCAGAAAAUCAAGCUGGCCAGUCAUCGAUGCCUGUGUUAGAUGAGCUCCUAAGUAAUAGAAAACGGUCUAAAAAGGACAAGAAUGUCGAUCGAGAAAAAUACCAAGCUAAAACAGCAGAAACAUCUGAGAAAGUAGCUACAGCAACAAGUAAACAAGAAGAAAGUCCUAAUUUUAUAGUUCGACAUGAUUGGCACUGCUACCCGGUGAAUGGUCAUGAUAAAAAACUGUACCUUGGUUCUUCUGUUAUUCUAGAAAAAUUGCCGGAGUCAUUCGUACAAACAUAUUUUGCUUAUCAAGACAUUGCAAGCAAGAGUAAAGAGGACGAAGAAAUAAACAGGUUGACCAACUUAAGUUCUUUAAACAGAACUAAUCAAAGCCAUAACCGUGGUAAAAAUAAAUUGAAAUCGAAGGAAAAUGAUGGGAAAAUGGAGCCAAAGGAGGCCGAGAAUGCGUUGGACGCUAGCAGCAGAUCACACAGUCCCACAUACUCAGACCAUCACGAGUUGGAACCUUCCGACGACGAAGGAACUAACAUUGAAUAUGAAACUGCACCACCUGUUGCGACAAGAAACACUGAGAAUACUCUAGCAAAGAAACUAUUAAUGAACGAAAAUGAGAGUGACUCGGAUGACAAUCACGGGAAAAUAAAGCAGGAGCCAGCAGAAGGAGAAGAAGAGACACAGGAAAAAGGUUAUAAAACUAGGAGCAGAGGUAACAAGAAAAAAGACGAGGUCACUGAUGAUAAAGAGGAAUUAAUGCUCACUGCUGAUAAGAUGAUGAAUAAAGAACUAAAGUUACUGCAUGCCCCUGUUGUAAUAUCGGAAGAUGUAAAUAGUACUCCAACUGAAGGAACUGUCACGAGAAAUAAACAGAAAAGCGCUGUAAAAUCUCUACCUGGUAGCAGUACUAAAACUAACAAUGAAGAGGAUUCCUCUUCUGAAGAGGAGAAGCAAUGGGUCUCGACGAAGGAAAAACUUCUCAAAAGAUUGGUCAAGAAAGACCAAACCAGCGUGGAUGAUGCUAAGCGAGCGAAGUUGGUGAGCGAAUUCAUUGAACGACGCGGCGGCCGUCCCAAUACACAAGUACGAAGGUCUAUUCGACCACGGCGAUCUGCCAAGAAGUUCUUGGAAAGAGAGAAGCAACUUGGAAUACUAUCGAGGGAGUUGUUCGGAGAAUCAACUGACGCGAUUAUGUCAAAACGAUCCCAAGUUAGUUUAUACAAGGGACGCCGUAAUAUUAGAAAGGUGAUCGACAAGAAAUCCUUAGCUCGUAGUACUGUGGUAGCUAACAUGGAAGAAUUCGAAAGGAAAAGAAGACUGAAUGCUAAACAAACCAAAUUGAGGGAGCUUCUAGGCUGUGAAGAGGGUGUGAACGUUCUAGUCAUUAAUGACGAGGUUUGUCUGGAGUACGACUUCGAAGAGAACAGACCCGUCGUUACCAUCCACCCAUUCUUCACGAAAGUUAUGAAGGCCCAUCAGUAUGAAGGUGUAAAGUUCAUGUGGGAUGCUUGCUUCGAGAGCUUGUCGGAGAUAGCGACGGGUAGGCCCGGCGGGGGCUGCAUUCUUGCUCACUGUAUGGGGCUAGGCAAGACACUGCAAGUCUUGGCACUACUACAUACGGUGUUAACUCAUCCUGGGGUGAAUAUGCAACGAGUUCUCGUGUGCUGCCCUCUGUCGACUGUACUCAAUUGGGUCGACGAGAUACACAAAUGGAUUGGACCUGUUACUAAUCAGAUAAAAGUGUUCGAGCUCUCGAAACUAAGGAAAACGUACGAACGAGCUUACCAACUGGAAGACUGGUACAAUGGUGGCGGUAUAUUCAUCAUAGGAUAUGAACUCUUUAGAAGUUUGACCACCCUCGACCCGUACCUUGAUGACGUAAGACCGACCAUAAUAAACAAAAUACGCACAGCCCUACUGGACCCAGGUCCAGAUAUUAUUGUUUGCGAUGAAGGACAUCUCCUCAAAAACGAUUGCUCGGUACUUACCGUCGCCAUGAGCAGGGUCGUCACAAGAAGAAGAAUUAUCCUCACUGGGACUCCGAUGCAGAAUAAUCUGAGAGAGUAUUACUGCAUGGUGAACUUCGUUAAGCCUAAUUUACUUGGAACUUAUGCAGAGUAUUCCAAUCGGUUCGAAAAUCCUAUAACGAACGGCCAGCACCGAGAUUCAAGUGAGGAAGACAUCAAGCUGAUGAAGGCUCGUACUCAUAUUCUGCAUAAAGUAUUAGAAGGCUGUCUUCAAAGGCAGGAGGCUUCAGUACUAUACCCGUACUUGCCAAAGAAACACGAGUACACAGUAUUUAUUAACCUAACGCAGUGCCAAUGGGAUUUGUACAAACACUACUUGAAUAACUACGCGAAGCAGUCCAAACAGAACAUUUUGAAAGACUUCCACAUACUACAGAAGAUAUGGUCGCAUCCUCAAGUGCUUCAUAACUUCCAAACUAAAGCCCGCGAUCGGGAGGAGAGGAACAAGUUAUUAAAAGAGAAGUUAGAAGAUGAUCUCGCGACGGAGGACGUUGAGGAUAUAAAGCCGAACUUGUCAGAAGACUUGUGGUGGCUGGAUUACCUGGACGGCGGCAACAUGCUCGAGACGCUCGACAGCUCCAACAAGUUCGUGGUCAUCUUCAGAUUGCUGGACGAAUGCAUAGCGCUUGGUGAUAAAGUGCUAAUAUUCUCUACAUCGCUAUUCUGUCUGGACGCUCUUGAGUACUUCCUAAAGAAGAUGAAGAACUGGUCGCUAGGCAACGAGUAUUUCAGACUGGACGGUUCCGUGCCAGCAGAGGUACGGCAGAAUUGGUGCCGGGAGUUCAACGCCGAUAUUAACAUUAAGACUAAGUUGUUCCUAGUAUCGACACGAGCCGGUUGCUUAGGUUUGAACAUGACAUCCGCCAACCGUGUGAUCAUCAUGGAUACCUCGUGGAACCCCGCGCAUGAUAUACAGAGCAUCUUCAGGGUCUAUCGCUUUGGACAGAAAAAGGAUUGCUAUAUAUACAGGCUGGUCGCUAUGGGUACAAUGGAACAAAAGAUAUACGAGCGCUCAGUUACCAAGCAGGCCGUUGCCUGCCGCGUCGUCGACGAGCAACAGAUCGACCGACACUACAACAGCACGGAACUCACCGAACUCUACACGUACGACGAGGCGGGCGCGUGCGUGGCGGGCGGCGUGGCGGCCGGCGUGCGCGACGUGGCGCUGCUGCGCGUGGCGCGCGACGCCGUCUGCGCCGUGCACGCCGUGCACGAGCACGACUCGCUGCUGCGCGGCGAGCACGAGCAGGCGCUGCCCGAGCACGAGCGCAACGCUGUCUGGAUGCAGUUCCAGCAGGAACAGGCGCACAAACAUAUGGAAGAUAAAGCAGUUACCAAAGGACCAAGAAUAUCACUAAAGCGCGUUACCAACGCAGAGACACAGAAACUGGCGACCGAGGUUAAGACCGAACCGAAAGAUGAGGACCCUACUCCCAAUGAACCUAAAGCUAAGAAAGGGAAGAAAUCCGUCGCCUUAGACACAAAGACCAAUAGUAAUAGCAAGAAAAGUUUAGCUAAACCAGGUACCAGCAAACAGUACGAGGAACAACCCUCCACCUCGUCUCUCGCGGACCAAAGUGCCGUCUCUGAAGAAAUCCUCGUCGACCAAAUCACAGACAUACUCCUCAAAUACAAUUUCCAGAAUCGAAAACGGAAACAUAUGGAUAUUACAAAUGUUGUAACGAGAGUAAGAAAUCUUGUAAAUAAAGGUUAUAUCGAGGGAAAAGACUGGAAUGAUGAUGACAUGACAGCUAAUAUAGCGAAGGUGUUGCUGAAUACGUCAGGCCCCAAGGUGAUCGAUAUUGUCUGCGAGUCUAUCAACAACUCCGUUGCCCCUGACGCAGUGCUGCAAGACGACGAAGCGACGAAAGAGGUAAAAAAUGAAACAAAUCCAAAUGAACGCACAAAAAGAAAAGCGGCUGUUGCAGCUGAAAUAUGUAUCGAUUCGCUAGCAGGUGACAUCAUAAACUUGGAUGACGAUGAAUGGACCGCUGAUACAGAAUUCAUUCCUGAUAAACCGGACAGCGGUAAACGCAAGAAGAAGUUACGGAAUACCUCAAUAAAUGCAUACAUUGAUGAAAAUACUAUGAGUGCUGACGAACAAUUUCUAUCAGAUACCAAUGAGCCUGUCUUUGAGUCAUUCAAGACAAAUGACAAAACUAAGUCGCCGGAACCAAAACCAAAAAGUGAUUCAAAAAAAGGUAUUAGCAUUAAAAAUCCGAAGAAGGUAACCAAUAUGAAUCGGCGAUCAAAAUCCAAAAAGCAAAUGGUAGAAACCGAACCGCAGCGGGCUGAAACCGAACCACAACAGGCUGAAACCGAAUCGCAACCAGCAAAAGUUCGAACGCCGCCGGCAGUAAUCAGAAAGCACGUGGGAGAAAUUAAACCCCGGCCAGCAGAGAGUAAACCUUGGCAAAUAAAAGUAAUACCACGGCCGUCAAGAUCUAAACAAUGGCCGGCUGAAACCAAUCUGCAACCGGCAGAAAAAAUUAUAAUGCUGACGGCAGCAACAGCAACGCAACCGGCACAAAUCAGAAUGCUGACGGUAGCAACAGCAUCGCAACCGGCAGAAAUUAAAACAUUGCCGGCAGAAACCAAAAUGCAACUGGCAGAAAAUGUAUCGCAACCAGCAAAAUUCCUAACACUGUCGGCAGAAACCAACUCCCAACCGGCAGAAAUGAGAUCGCAGCCGACAGAAACAGUACCGCAACCGGCAGCAAUCAGAACGUUGCCGUUAGAAACCAGAACACAGCUGGCGGAAACCAAGCCAAAACCGCCAGAUUUUAGAACACUGCCGACAGAAACCAUACCUCGGCCGGCAGAUAUUAAACCUCGGCCAACAGAAACUAAACCACAGCCACCCAAAGAGCCUAAGGAUCGCGUAACAGUUACAGAGCCAAUGGAGGACAGUAUUAUACUGAGUGACGAUGACGAUAUCCCAGUGGACACAUCAGCUGCUCAGGAAACAUUGCUUGAAGAGCCUUCAGAAGAUACGAGUACCCUCGAUCACGACAAUGUGCCUUUGCCGAUGUCGUUGUUGAAAAAUCAGAAUUUCAUAAACAUUGUUGCCCACACGUAUUUAGUGGGCAACCCCAUGUUGGACGAGGACGCGGCCACACUGGCUGCCCAGUACAGCACGCUGAAAGCUUUCAACGAAGCCGAGCAGACCGGGAAACUCGUGUACAGCGGACCUAUUUACGAUAUUGCCGUCAAGGUUAUUGGCAAGGAUGUAAUGAGAAAAAUGAGCAGUCUAAACCCUAAAGCUGCGUCUACUUCCGCUAGCUGUGCAGCUACCAGCUUACAAAUGAAGGACCAGAUGAUAACAACACAAAAAGCAUUCAAAGAAACUGCAAAUAAAUCAAAACACAAUAGUGCAUCACUCAGAGAGAAACUGAUCAAAGAAAAAUUAAAUGCUCAAACACAGCUGACCAAAUCAGAAGUUCAGCCACCGCCACCUAAGCCCAACGACCCUUGUAUUGUACCUGUUGGACUUAUUAGAACAACGGCGCGCGAGUCCCGUGUGGAGUGCAUCCUGCCCGACAACGACAACAUUAUCAUCAGCGACGUGCCCCCCGCCGCGCCGGGCCCCGCCCUGCCGUCACCCGUUGCAGCCGGAUCCAAGACGAUAAAUCACAACAAACCUAUUCUCUUAAACAAUAUAUUACGCAUGCAGGAAGCAAAUCCAGUCAACGUAAUUUCAGCAACUUCCCCAACAGGGAUCUCGACUAAUAUAAUUCUUAAACCUAUCCGUAAUUUAGCAUCAUCGAACAAAUCGUUGCUCAAUGAUAGCAACUCAACUCCAACGAAGCCUGCAACCCCCAGCAUCGUACCGGUGACGGUUACUGCCGGCCCCGCCCAAGCACUGCCGCCCAGUGUCGCCCAGGACACUAUCUGCCUGGACAGUGACGACGAGGACAGCCCCGCGCCCCCUCCGCCCCCCGGACCAGUACCAGUUUCUCUCACGAGCUCACUUGCCCCCGGGAUCAAACUGCCGUUACUAAAUAUGCCAAACCAUGUACUAGAAAAUUGCACUGCAGCACAGAAACUCAAGUUAGAACAGUUAGUCACAGGGCAGGUGACUCAGCCUAAAUUUGUUGUGAUACCCAACAAAACCAACCCAAACUUUCCCAAUGUUGAAAAACCUCCGAAACCGGUCCCCAUCGCACCCAAGCUUCCACAACCACACUCAAAUGAAACAUCGUCCACUUUAAAAGAAACCAUCCUUGAUUCUGUCAUUCAAACUAAAAAGUCUUUCAAAGCUGGUGAUGUUCUCAGACUAACUAAAAAUGGAAAAAUUGAACUUGUAAACAAUACAGAAGCGCCGAGCUCGCUACGUCGUUCCAACAAACCGCAAGUUGAAGUUUUGGAAAAUAUUAGCUAUGGGAUUGUAGACCUAACUGAACCACCUCCAAACGCUAGUUUCGAAGUUGCGAAAAAGAAAGUUCCGCCUAAAGUUAAUAAAAAGACAAGUGCGAAUAAAGUGGAAACCCGGGUAAAAACGAGGCAGACACGUAAAGCCAACAGUAAAGUCGUCCCACAUAGUAGUAGUACGAGUAGCACUGCAGUAGACCUCACUUCUGAAGACCCGCUGAACGUACUGAAGGAUAUAAUUCAUAUUAAAGCUGCAGACUAUCAGACCAAUGACAUCGCGGCUACGUCUGUCGUCCCGCGAGCGGACCAAAGUACAAGUUGGCACGGCCAGGGCGUCGGUGACACUAGUCCUGUACUAGCGCUGCCGCUGGAUGCCGCGGCCAGCAACUCGAAAAGUAUUCUCAAAUUAACAAAAAUACCGAAAGACCAAGUACCUAAGCAUAUAGACGAUGCUGUGCUAAAAGAGAUAAAGAAACAAGCUCUUCUUAAAAGAUUGAGUUCUACCAAUCAGUUCAACACGGAACAACCAACAUCAAUUAGUUCGACGACCCCCACUACUAAAAUUCCAUUAAACGAUAGCAAACUCAAAAGUUUACCAGCUGCGUCUGUAGAUCAUUCAACGAAUCUGAAAUCGAAGAUCGAUGGUGGUAUAAAGAGGCAAUCUACCAUGGAUACUACAACAGUUAAAAAGAAAAAAAGUGAACCAAUGACGCUAAAGGACUUCGAUUUGGACGACAUAGACGACAUUAUAGAAUUGGAUUAGCAUUUGCUUAUCAUUGUUUCGGAGUGACGAGGGCCCACAUUUACUAGUCCUCCUCAAUUUCGACACAAGGCCUGCAAUUCUAUAGUAUAAUAACUAUAAUAUUAUAAGUAUACCGGUUUUCCAUCAAUUUUUACUCACACGAAAUUAUGUGGUUUCGAAAAGAGUUUUGGUUAGUUUGUAUUAUAGCUAUUAUCGAGAGUGAUACUACAUUUAAUAUAAAAUCACGUUCUACUCAAAAAAGUAAAGCUCUACUGGUUUCUAGACUCAGAUACAGACACAAUAGGACUCUUUUAUAUCAGCAGAGACUACGAACUUGUAGAGCUUGUCUCAGUAAUUGACGUAGGUCGUUUUUUAUAAUAACUUUGGUAUGUUGGUUACCCCUUGGAUACAUGAGAUGUAUGUAAAUUACAAUUAAGAAGCAUGUCAUAAAAUUGAUGUAAAUACAAGCUUAUGAAGCUCUCCCUGACAAAAGGAUUUUGUUAACGACAAAUUAAAACACAUUUUUCGGACUUUCAAGAAGGGAUUAUGGCUGCUUGUCUUAAUAAUUUAAUUUGAUAUGUCGUAUAGCGACAUUCCAAAUUAAUUUCAAAAUUAAAAUGUCAUUGACAAGAAUACAAACUAAUGGAGUCUUUAUAUUGUUUGAUAACUAAAUUUAAUAUGUCAACGUUAUUUUCUGGCAGUAUAGUAUACUUAUUAAGUUUCUCGCAUUAUUCUGUUUUUAGCUUUUUAAUGUCUUUUAUUUAAAAAUGAAACAACAAUGUUAUCUUUUGUCUUCCGUCAAAAAUAAUUGUUAUUGGGAUCCCGAAUCGCAAAACUUGAGAAUAAUUGGCUUCUUACCUUAACCAAAUACUUAUCGUGUAUUUUUGUUAAGAAAAUCACAAUCUUUGUUAACAUCACAAUGUAACAAAUUUUCCUUUUCCUUGACUGUAAAAAUAGCAAUAAAUAGUUUAAGCUAUUGUAUUAUUACAAAAUACAUUAUGAAGAAAAAAGCGGCAUCGAGGAGCGUAUAUGAUUAUGUUUAUGGAAACAUUGAAAAAGUAAGAAAAGUAUUGUCUUGUUUUACUUUAGUUUUACAUAGUAUACUAACUAUAUUUUUAUAGCAUUACCAGUAGAAUAUAGUGAAACAGUGAAGUGCAACAGUAAAGUCUCAGAACUUGCAAACCAUAAAGUGAAUGACUUUAUUUCGAUACUUCUUGGACUUUAAGAAGUUAGGUACACCUAUGUGGCUAGAUCUAUGGUCUGAUUGUGAUAAAAUUUCUUUUUUCGUUAUAUUUGUGUAAUAAAGUUCUGUCCUAUUUGUUUGAUUAUAUCUAGUUUUCUAAUUAAGCAGAAUUUAAGUUAGAUAUAUUAUAAGUAAACUGUAUGAGGGCAUACUGAAUUGUGAGUAUCACGAUGUAUUGGCAAAAUAUAUGUGACUCAUAAUAUAAUUAUAUAAAGCACUGAAUAACUCAGUUCAGCUACGUCAUGUUCGUUUUUAUUUCACUAAUGUUUCCUGUUAAUUUAAAAAAUAUAAUUUUAUUUUAAAUUAAUUAUGUGCACUCGGUAAGUACUGCAAAACAAAUAUUAUAUUUUAUAAUCAACCUCCAUGGUCAAAUUGCGAUAUGUGGUGUUACAAAGUUUAUGUAGCCCGUUUUAUUUAGUUAUAAUCACAUAUUUUUUAUUUCCUCGCAAAGAAUUGCUAUUUUACGUUUUUUAUAAUUAGAUGUAAGCUUAGGAAUUAAGAAACGAAGACACAGUUUCUGUUAUCUGUAUUUUAAGAUGAAUGGAAAAUAAAAGCCAAAUAAUUAUCGCAACUGUAUAUUUUCUUACUCUUACAACAAAAUAUAUUAAACAUUUAUUUUUUAUAAUUUAGGUAGUUACCUUACACUAGGGCAUUAAAGCUUCUACAUAGAUAUAAUUCCAAAAAUAAAUUUCAAAAUAAACCAAUAACAUAAUGACUGACCAGUCGCAUAUCACUUUGAAACUUAAAAUUAUAUAAAUUAAUAAUUUUCUAUACACAUACAAGAUCUUGAAUCAACUUAAAACUAUAAUAAUUACGUUUUACAAUGUUUUACUUAACGUUUGUUCGAAAAAUAUCUAAUUAUAUGAAUAACUCUAAUAAGGUUGCAUUGGAUUUGUAUAAAUCGUUGCGUUGUACUAAAUAAAUUAAUUAUUUACUUGGUGAUAUUUUCAAUACGAGUAAUGAAUUUUUCAAGCACCAAAAUAAAACCUCAUUGGUAAGGUCAUAUAUAGGUCGCAUCAUCGCCUACUACCAGGCGAGAUAAAAAAAAACAUGCAAUCUUUAUAUACGUUAAAAACAUAUUUGUAAAUAAAGACCUUCAGGCACCGUGUGUAUUUCAGGUUGAUAGAAAUAAAACCUUCAUGCACGUGAUUACAAUACAAAUUGAAAUUACCACCAUACAUGAAAAUUAGUUUUCAUUGGGCUAAUCUAAACUAAAAUAAUUAUGAAAACGUCGAAGAGAUCUGACAUAUAAUCAUAAUAUCGGCUUUGAAUAGUUUGAAUUAAUUUCCCCCUUUCAGUUUUUACAAAAGGUAUACAUAAUACUUUAUAAAUACCAACUUUUUAUAAUAGGUCUUUACCUAUGAAAUUGCCGUUUUGCAUGAAAAAA
This is a messenger RNA of Spodoptera exigua (beet armyworm), 15412 nucleotides long. The record is from the annotation of a GenBank genome assembly. NCBI's taxonomy places the organism in Eukaryota, Metazoa, Arthropoda, Insecta, Lepidoptera, Noctuidae.